Messenger RNA from Dendronephthya gigantea, 2230 nucleotides. Its product is annotated as procollagen galactosyltransferase 1-like. Gene Ontology annotation, molecular function: procollagen galactosyltransferase activity. Lineage: Eukaryota; Metazoa; Cnidaria; Anthozoa; Malacalcyonacea; Nephtheidae. The transcript is spliced from 13 exons. The record is from RefSeq and is a predicted model, not a curated record. Bases 109 to 1866 code for a protein of 585 amino acids.
UGCAAUUUGAGCAAAACAAAUAAUCUUUGUCCGCAUUGAUUCUCGUGCGGUGCGAGGAAUGUUGUUGGUUGAAAUACAAAAUUCACGCCCAGAAACCCUGAUUUAACCAUGGAAAUCAGGCUGAAACUUUACCAAUUUGCUUGCCUUUUUUUGGCGUUUGUUAGCGCGGAGGAAGAGCAGAAAUUAUUAAGCGAUCACAAUGAAUAUCAAGUCCUAGAACCGCGAAUAUUUCUGCCGAUUAUCGCGCGGAACGUAGAACACUCAUUACCGAAUUGGCUUGGAUAUUUAGAGAAGUUGGACUACCCAAAAAAGAGAAUUUAUUUAUGGAUUAGAAGUGAUCAUAAUGAAGAUAAAACAUCAAACAUACUUCAGACAUGGGUGCAGAAUGUUCGUGAUCUUUACCAUGGUAUAGAUAUUGACACAACAAAUAUUGAGGAGAAAUACAGUGAUGCAGAAGGAGUUAACCACUGGUCAGAAAUGAGAUUUAAGCAUUUGAUUAAGUUAAGACAGGAAGCUUUGGAUGAAGCUAGAAGACAUUGGGCUGAUUAUAUAUUUUUUUUAGAUUGUGACAUUUAUAUAACAAAUCCAGGAACACUGUGGUCAUUGAUAGAGCAAAGGAAGACUUUGAUAUCACCAAUGGUACAUUCAUUUGUUAAAAAAUCAGCAUUUUCAAACUACUGGUGCGGAAGAAAUGAACAGGGUUACUAUAAGAGAACAGAUGAGUACUUACCAAUAUUAAGACGCCAAAAUACUGGUUGCCAUGAAGUCGUCAUGUUGCAUUCUGUCACAUUGAUUGACUUACGAAGAAUUGCAACCACGAAACUUUAUUAUAACCCUGAAGGAGAAGACUAUGAUGGCCCUAUUGAUGAUGUCAUGGUUUUCGCUCAUUCUGUUUCUGAAGCAAAUUUAAAAUUUUAUGUGCUAAACAAAGAAGAUUAUGGGUAUCUUAUUGAACCAAUGCCUGGAGGCACGACUCUACGGGAUUCUCAAAUGAAAUUCCAACAUAUCAAAUUAGAGUUAAUUGUUGAUGAGAUUGAAAUGGCAGAAAGCGCUUAUGUUCCCGUGAAAUAUCCAGUUCCUGAUAAAGCUGGAUUUGAUGAGGUGUUCGUAAUCAAUCUGGCUCGUCGUCCAGAUCGGCGAAAAAAGAUGAAGCUAUCUCUCGAUUUGCUUGGAAUCAAUGGAACUUUUAUUGAUGGUUAUGAUGGCAAGCGAGUAUCUGACGAGGAAAUUGAUAAUCUUGGUAUUAAAGUUCUUGAUGGUUAUGCAGAUCCAUUCCAUGGCAGGCCUGUAACAAAGGGCGAAAUUGGUUGUUUUAUGAGUCAUUUUCUACUGUGGGAGAAGAUGGUGAGAGAAAAUUUGCAAGUUGUUAUGUUUUUGGAGGACGACAUCAGAUUUGAGCCCGACUUUCGAAAAAAAGUUGAAGAUCUCAUGUCUGAAGCAGAACAGCUUGAGUGGGAUUUCAUGUAUCUUGGACGAAAGUUAGUGAACGAACAGGCUCAAGACAAACGGAUACCAGGAAUUGAUCAUUUAGUGAGGCCUGGUUACUCCUGGUGGACUUUGGGAUACGUAAUAACUUUAGAAGGGGCGAAAAAAUUGUUGGCUCCAAAUCCUUUGCAAAGAUUUGUUCCUGUUGAUGAAUACAUACCAAUCAUGUUUGAUGAUCAUCCAGAGAAAGAUUGGGUUGCAAGGUUUGAAGUUAGAAAUCUUAAUGCUCUCUCAGCUUCGCCAUACGUUCUUUACCCAACACAUUAUAUUGGUGACGAAGGAUAUUUCAGUGACACAGAGACCUCAACCUUUGCACCACGAUCCAAUAAGACUAAAACGGGAGGCCAAGGUAAAGCACCUGCUCCGAAAGUUGAACUGUAACAGUAGAAGAGGGGUUGUCUAGGGUUAUGCAUGGUCAUCUCAUGUGCAAUAAAAUAAGGUCAUGCUAUUCUCUAAGAAAACUACUGUAGGAAAUAUUGUUUGGGGGUAAUUUUUCCUUCGGACAAAAAUCAUUGCUUCUCAGUGAUCUUUUUCAAAGCUUGGUUAGCCUGGAAAAACUAUUUUUUGUUUCUCGAGCAUGUUUUCCAACGAGAGUGGAAAUGCAGGAGAACAAGAUAUAGGGACAGAACUUGAUCGUGAGUAAUAUAGGAAAUUAAAAAUAUUUUUAAAUAUUUUAAUACAAUACGAAGGCGCUCAAAAUUAAAGGAUUUAUGAAAUUUAUUAAGCUUCAAAUAUUUAAAAAUAA